GCAUGGUUUAAUUAAAUAACUCUGCCACAGAUUUUUGUAUUAUUUGCAAAAUUGACUCCCUCGUGCUACGAAUUUACCCUUUUGCCCCUAAGCGAGCUUCCCAGAAGGGAGGAUUUCCCCGGUUUCCCAGACACGGACCCGGCCUUCCGUCCCCAUUAUCUGUACCUUAGUUGGGUUCCAUGGCGGUUCCUUCUCGGAAAAUCACCUACAAAUUUCUCCUUUAUAUACACUUCCUCCGAACUCAUCUCCCAUUCAAUCCCUCUCGAUUUCAAUUCAGACAACUCCGUACAAAAAGCUUCGACGACUCCGCUCCAAUGGCGUCUCCGAAAUCAUCUGCGAGACCGACCCAGCAAAACCCAGAAGCCAAUUUCCACGAUUUCUUACCAACCAUGGCGAGCAAGCUCGGCGGGGAGGCGCUGAUCGGCGAGCUCUGCAAAGGGUUCGAGCUCCUUAUGGACGGCGACAGAGGCGUCAUCACUUUCGAGAGUCUCCGGCGUAACGCCGCGGCGGUUCUAGGGCUCGGAGAACUUUCCGACGAAGAUGUCCGGUGUAUGAUCAGGGAAGGCGACUUCGACCGCGACGGAGCGUUGAAUCGGAUGGAGUUUUGCGUUCUCAUGUUUAGGCUCAGCCCCGAUCUGAUGGAGGCUUCUCGGUGGUUGGUCGAGGAGGCGAUUGAGGAGGAGUGCGUGAAAUCCACGCGCCGGCAUUGAUCUGGAAACCCGUCUGGAUGAGUCCGAUGGUUUCGAUUGACUGAUUCUUUUUUUUUUUUAAUUUUUACCUUUUCCCUUAUUCCAUCGUUGUUAUUGCUUGACAAAUAUUUAUUGGAAAUUAUACUUUUUUUUA
Messenger RNA from Tarenaya hassleriana, 843 nucleotides. RefSeq names its product calcium-binding protein PBP1-like. Bases 180 to 710 code for a protein of 176 amino acids. The record is from RefSeq and is a predicted model, not a curated record. Lineage: Eukaryota; Viridiplantae; Streptophyta; Magnoliopsida; Brassicales; Cleomaceae. Gene Ontology annotation, molecular function: calcium ion binding. The transcript has a single exon.